AUGAACAGGGCAGUGCGUGGGCAGGUUCCCCUGGUGGCAGGCCGCUCGGCCCUGCGACAACGCCAUGCGCCUGUCCAACGGGGCUGUGCGCGCAUCAUCGCCCGCGUGCGGCCAGAGGACAAGAUUCAGUCCUCGGACGAGAUGGAGGCGGAGGUGGAGGAGUUCAUGAAGGCGCAGGCGGAGAUCGAGCUCGGGUCGAGUGGGCGCACGCAGCUCGAGAACGUGGUCGGCGCGGACCUGGUCGACGACGAGCAGGCCCGCGACCUGUGCCGCAGGGUGCUCGCGGUGCUGCGGACGCUCCAGGACCGCCGCGACUUCACGCCGAACGAGAUGCGCCUCAUCCUGCUGAUCGAGGACCCGCGCGCGCGCGACCGCCGCAACAUGGGCAUCGAAGACGACACCGGCGUGUCGCGGGAGGAGAUCGCGUCGGCGUUCCUCGACGUGGUGGACGGCAAGAUCCCCAACGACCGCAUCGCGCUCAAGGUGCUCGCGGAGGAGGUGGAGAACUGGCCCUUCCUCGAGGCCGAAGGGGCGAGCGCGCCGCAGCAGCCGCAGGAGGGCGAGGACACCGCGGCCCGGGGGGCGUGGAUCGAGGGGCAGGCGCGGCCACCCAUGGGGCGCGACAAGAACGAGAAGGCGGAGAGCAUCGAGGACCUGCUGCCGGACUGGGUCGGGUACGGCGCGGUCUGGGGCCUCUCGCUCAUCCCCGUGUUCAUCACCAUCAGCGUGGUCGCGCUGCUGUUCUUCUCCUCGCUGCGAUGA
Messenger RNA from Pedinophyceae sp. YPF-701, 762 nucleotides. The record is from the annotation of a GenBank genome assembly. NCBI's taxonomy places the organism in Eukaryota, Viridiplantae, Chlorophyta, Pedinophyceae.